This is a messenger RNA of Xenopus tropicalis (tropical clawed frog), 681 nucleotides long. It is a transcript of the gene pydc1, whose product is annotated as pyrin domain containing 1. The coding region runs from base 72 to 374 and encodes 100 amino acids. NCBI's taxonomy places the organism in Eukaryota, Metazoa, Chordata, Amphibia, Anura, Pipidae. The transcript has 3 exons. The record is from RefSeq and is a predicted model, not a curated record.
AAGGGGUGGGAAGGAACCUAUAGGACGUUCCGUAAGAUGAUUUAUAUGUAUGAGGAGACCGGUGAGGCACAAUGGCCAAGACCGCCAGGGACCUGCUGCUGGAGACCCUGGAGGAUUUAGGGGAGAGGCAGUUCAAGAGGUUUAAGGGGAAACUGAAUGACUGGGAGGUCCCUGACGGGUACAAACGGAUCCCUAAGAACCGCCUGGAGGGGGCAGAUGAGGGUGAUGUCGCCAGUGCCAUUAUCAGCUUCUACACAGAGUCCCAUGCGAUUGAGGUGGCCCUGGGGGUGCUGGCUGCUAUUGGGGAGAUGAAUGCCCAUGAGAAGCUGAACAACCUUUCCAGGGGAAAAUCAACCGCAAUAGCCAAGUGCUAAAAGGGCGACAUCUACAGAUUGAAUUGCACAGACCCCCACACUGGGCCUGCGGGGGGGGGAUCGGUAAUCGACAAUGAUAGUUUCUCAUCCCCACUCACAUGCAAUCUGAUUGUCAGCUCUUCAGCCCAGUUUCCCCAGAUCUGUGGGCAAUUCCAUACAACGAUGCCCUUUGGCUCAUCCCUGUUCCUUGUGGGUGGGACCGGCUCCCUGUUGCACCCAUUGUUUUAUACUGUUUUGUACGUGAUAAAGAUUCGACUUUUCACUGGAAAUCGAUUAUUUUGUAACAAAUAAAAAGACAGAAAAUGAA